CACAUUCUGGUGAUGAUGAGCUACGUUGUAGCUACAGCUGCCCUGGGGCGCACCGAUGGAGGUGAGGCCUAUCGAAAAAAUGGCGCCACUGGUCCCUCUGACCACCACCAGCAGGCAAGGCGGGUUUAGUGUCUUGCUCAAGGACACAACAAUUAACAGUCUAUAGUUCAAAACUGUUAUUACUGAUCAGAAAUAAAUGUUUAAAAAAAUAACAAUGAUUUCCAAAUCUCCUUAACAAAGAACAUCAGGUCUAAGUUGAGCAAGCUUGGUCACUGCUGAAGCAUCAUCCUCUGCUCGGACUCCUGUCCCUGAAGGUUACUCUGGUAAAAGUUCAAGUCCCGUUAGUCGUCACACACUGGUGAAAAGUUUUGUCCACAUUUGACCGAUCCCCUGGAGGAGUGGUGAGCUGCAGACAUGGUCACACUCAGGAACCAUUUGGUGGUUUAACCCUCCAGUGGAAGCCCUUUAUGCUGAGUGUCCUUGGUAUGGCUAGACCAUGGUUUUGAACCCACCAUCUCUCAGUCCCAGCACAGACACUCAUACCACUAGGCCAGUUUCAAAGCAUUAUGUGCUCUGACUGCACAACUAACAUUUUCCUUUUACACUCGUGGAGGAUUUUCAACCCUCCCACUGUCUUUAUGGGUGACCCCGAGAGGAAAGUUGAGGUGGUGCUCACUCCUCACCCCUGCCACGUGGACCUCCAGGGAUAAACCAUCAACCCUGCUCAAUGGUCAACUUUCCUCGCGAGGUCACCCAUAAAGACAGUGGGAGGGCUAGUGAUGUAAUGAUGCUGGUCAAACCAACACACCUAAACAAGAGCGAGGAACGGCUACCCAGAGCUUUAUUAGAUGAACUUUGAAUUUAAAUUGUAAAUUUUAAUUUCCUAUGUUCUGCUGACUAAACAUUUGACAUGAAGCACUGUUAAUAACUGGAUGAUGGUGUCUCAUGGUGGUUGGGAGAGAAAUGGAAGCAGGGCGUGAGGCGUCUCCCAGGCCAGCGCCGACGAAGUAGAUUAAAUCAAUCGGCUUAACUGUUCACAAGGUCUGGAAACAAGCUGCAUUAGCAACCACAAGGAGCUCUCCGGAAGAUGUGCUGUCAUUCAUUUUUAUGUAUUGAGAGUGAAUCUACAGGGCAGGUGUUCCGCUGAGGUAAGUCAUGCUGCUUUGUUGAAGAUUGUUACUUAGAGCCACUGUGUCUACGUACUUGUAGGAAGAUGGUAGCUGUAAAGUUGUAUAACAACGACACUUUUUAAAAGUUAUCCUUGAAUAAAUGUUACAGCAAAAGGGGAAAACGUGUUUUUGCUGACACGAACCACUAAUUAGGGUGGCAGCAUAUAUAUUUAAAGAGGAAGAUUCUGUAACAGCUCGGCUAUAGUGUCUUGAGCUCAUUAACCUCAUUACUGAGCUAUUGCUAGCUUUCACAUGGAGCUUUCACUCCGUAAAUGGGCACACAGAUCUGUAAUGAACACAGCUCUCUCCCAGUUACGAGUGAGUGAAACAAAAGAUGGCUUCCUCUGGCCCUGCAGAUGAUUAUGGUCUGGUUGAAUGCAGGUUUGUUGGUUGGAGCCAGCCUCAGUGGGGGUGAAGAAGAGGCAGCAUGAGGUCAGGAGGACAGGUCAGGCUCCUGCUGUGGAAGAACUGGACCAUCCGCAGGAGGCAGAGGGUGCGUUUCGUCAUGGAGAUCGUAUGGCCUGCUACUCUGUUCAUGGGACUGAUGUGGCUCAGAAGUGUGAACCCGCUCUAUCGUCAACACGAAUGCCACUUCCCUAACAAGGCCAUGCCCUCGGCUGGUGUCCUGCCGUGGAUACAGGGAAUCUUCUGCAAUGCCAACAAUCCUUGUUUUCAGUUCCCCACCCGCGGGGAAUCUCCUGGCCUGGUGUCCAACUACAACAAUUCCAUACUGGCACGGUUCUACUCGGAUGCCAAAGAGCUUCUUUUCAGUGACCCAGAGUUUCUGCAGGUCGGUCGCCUCUGGAGGGAACUGAACGCUAUGAGUCACUUUAUGGACACGCUGCGCAGUCAUCCUGAAAUGGUCUCGGGUCGAGGAGUGAAGGUGGAGACGAUCCUGAAGGACGAUGAGACCUUGACGUCAUUCCUGCUGAGAGACAUUCCUCUGACAGAGUCUGUGGUGUAUCAUUUAGUUAAUGCCCAGAUCAGGCCUGAACAGUUUGCUUUCGGUGUCCCAGACUUGCACCUGAAGGACAUUGCCUGCAGCCUCAACCUCCUAGAGCGAUUCCUCAUCUUCUCAAGCCUCAGAGGACUUUACGCCGUCCGCAACGCCAUGUGCAUCCUGACCCCACAGCGCCUGCAGAUAAUCGAGGACAAAUUCUACGCCAAUGUUGACUUUUUCAAACUUUUCCGACUGCUCCCUCGAGUUCUGGACAAUUACUCUGAUGGCAUCGACAUUCACUUCUGGGUCCGAGUUGUCUCUGCUGCUUCAGACAAACUACAAGAGUUAUUCCACAGGAGUAGCUCCAGGGAGCUCCUCCAGGUGAUAACUCCUCUCUUCCAGAGGAAUCUAUCCUUCAGGGAGAUGAUGGCUGCUGCCUCCAGCCUGAUCUGUGGCUACACAGAGGGAGCGUUCUCCCGGGUCACCUCCUUUAACUGGUAUGAGGACAAUAACUACAAAGCCUUUCUGGGUAUUGGCAGCGGUGGCGCUAGAGGCAUCUACAUGUACGACAACAGUACCACUCCUUUCUGUAAUGAUCUGAUGAAAGAAAUGGAGUCCAAUUCCGCCACCAGGAUCGUUUGGAACUCUGUCAAGCCGAUGCUGAUGGGACGAAUUCUCUACGCUCCAGACUCACUAGCCGCCCAGCAGAUCAUACGAAAUGCCAAUGUUACAUUUGAGGAGCUGGAGAGGCUGAGGACGAUGGGGAAGGCCUGGGAGGAAGUAGCCCCACAAAUCUGGGCUUUUUUCCAAGAUGGAGUCCAAGUCAAGAUGAUCCGGGACACUAUCCGCAAUCCAUCUGUGAUGGAUUUCAUUGACAGGAGUCUGGAAGAGGCGCCGUUCUCCUCCAAACACAUUCUCAACUUCCUGCACGGCGGCAUGCCGGAGGAGCGUCAGGACGACAUGCCUGAUUUUGACUGGCGAGACGUCUUCAGUCUCGCUGACCGGAUCAUUCGAAUGCUCAAUCAAUAUGGGCGUUGUUUGAUUCUUGAUAAAUUCAUAGCUCUCCCUGAUGAAGAUGCAGUUACUCAGCGAGCUUUGGACCUGUUGGAGGAAGGCAAGUUCUGGGCAGGCCUCGUCUUUGUGAACAUGCACUCUUGGAGCACCAGCGUCCCGCCUCAUGUUAAAUUUAAGAUCCGUAUGGACAUUGAUACAGUAGAGCGCACCAAUAAAGUCAAAGACAGGUACUGGGACCCAGGCCCCAGAGCAGAUCCUUUGGAUGACCUCCGCUACAUCUGGGGUGGUUUUGCUUAUCUUCAGGACAUCAUUGAACAUGGGAUCAUCAGCACUCAGACAGGAAAGGAGUGGCCUGUAGGUGUUUACCUGCAGCAGAUGCCCUAUCCCUGUUAUGUAGAUGAUCUCUUCAUGCUGAUGCUGAAUCGCUGUUUCCCCAUCUUCAUGGUCCUGGCCUGGGUCUACUCUGUGUCCAUGAUAGUGAAGAGCAUCGUUCUGGAGAAAGAGCUUCGUUUGAAGGAGACCUUGAAGACCACGGGGGUCACCAACAGCGUCCUAUGGUCCGCCUGGUUUAUCGACAGCUUUUUCAUGAUGGGCAUCAGCACAGCUCUUCUUACAGCCAUCAUCAUGGGAGGCAGGGUUCUGAACUACAGCAACCCUUUCAUCCUCUUCCUCUUCCUUCUCACCUUCACCAUGGCUACCAUCAUGCAGUGCUUCCUCCUCAGCGUCUUCUUCAAUCAGGCUAACCUGGCAGCAGCCUGCUGUGGCAUCAUUUACUUCACGCUCUACCUGCCACACAUCUUCUGCUUUGCCUGGCAGGAACACAUCACCAAAGACAUGAAGAUCAUGGUGAGUCUACUAUCCCAAGUGGCUUUUGGCUUUGGCGCAGAAUAUUUAUCACGAUAUGAGGAGCAGGGUAUGGGUCUGCAGUGGGACAACAUCCAGACUAGUCCCCUGAAGGGAGAUGAGUUCUCCUUCCUCACGUCGAUCUGCAUGAUGGGUCUGGACACGGUGCUCUAUGCUGUCCUGGCCUGGUACUUGGACAACCUCUUCCCAGGACAGUAUGGCAUUGGUCGUCCAUUCUACUUUCCCUUCCUGCCCUGCUAUUGGCUGAAUAGUAUUACUCCAACUGAAGGAAAUGCCAAGAUGAAUAAAAAUGGCUUUGAUAACCUGUCAAAAAAGGCGCAAGGAGAGCUGCCGAAAAAAGUCCAAGAGGAAAACACGGAGGAGGUCCACGACAAAACCGAGGAGGCGACCCCCUCGUGUGAACACCACGAGCGUGAGAUGCUCCAAAAGGAGAACCAGACUGAGCAAGAGGAACAGCAGAAGGACGAGCAGUUAUUCUUUGAGGCUGAGCCAGCUGAUCUGGUGAAGGGAGUUUGUGUCAAAAACCUGGUGAAAGUGUUUGGCAGUUCUUCCACACCGGCUGUAGAUAACCUCACCAUCAACUUCUAUGAGAGCCAGAUUACUGCCUUCCUGGGCCACAACGGAGCAGGAAAGACCACCACCAUGUCAAUUUUGACAGGAAUGUUUCCUCCCACCUCAGGGACAGCCACCAUUUAUGACAAAGACAUCCGCACGGACAUGGACAGCGUCCGCAUGUCUCUGGGAAUGUGUCCUCAGCACAACAUCCUUUUUCACCAUAUGACCGUGGCAGAGCAUAUUCUCUUCUACUCGCUGCUGAAAGGCAGUCCAAUAGCUGAGGCUGAGGAGGAGGUAGAGAACAUGCUGCAGGAUCUGGGCCUGCCCCACAAGAGGGCUGAGCUGAUCCAGAAUCUUUCAGGGGGCAUGCAGAGAAAGUUAUCAGUUGCUCUGGCUUUUGUUGGUGGUGCCAAAGUAGUGAUCCUUGAUGAGCCGACCUCUGGAGUGGACCCUUACUCCAGACGCUCCAUUUGGGACCUACUGCUCAAAUACCGUGCAGGACGCACAGUGAUCAUGUCCACACACCACAUGGAUGAGGCUGACCUGCUGAGUGACCGGGUCGCCAUCAUCUCCCAGGGUCGCCUUUACUGCUGUGGGUCUCCCAUCUUCCUGAAGAACUGUUUUGGAGCUGGAAUCUAUCUCACUCUUGUCCGCCGAAUGAAACACGACACACUGAAGGCCAGCUGUGAUUGCACACAGGAUUGCUCCUGCAAAUGUUCAAAGUGUUCUAAAGUCAAAACCACCAAAGAAGAAAAUCCAGCCUCAGAUAGACAACUGGACGGUAAUGUGGAAAGCAUCACAGCCUUGGUCCGUCAUCAUGUGCCACAGGCUCGUCUCGUCAAGGCCAUUGGACAGGAGCUCACAUUUCUGCUGCCGAACCAAAACUUCCAGCCCAGAGCCUACGCCGGCCUCUUCAGGGAACUGGAGGAAACCCUGGUGGACAUCGGCCUCAGCAGCUUCGGUGUGUCAGACACUUCACUGGAGGAGAUUUUUCUGAAGGUCACCGCAGAUGGGACCGCAGCCAACAUCAAAUGUGCCCAAGAGAAGAAAACGUUGCAACAGAUUUCUCCAGCCAGUCUCUGUGGAUUCAACAGAGGGGCUGUUGAUGUGGACGCACAGAAAGAGUCUAAUGGUCCAGGCGAUAUCCCAGAAGGCAGUGCAGGACGAGGAUCCUACCAGGUCCGAGGCUUGUGUCUGAUCACCCAACAGUUUUUUGCUCUGCUGAUUAAGAGAUGGCAUCACGCCACACGCUCCUUCAAAGACUUCAUUGCUCAGGUUCUGCUUCCAGCCAGCUUUGUCUUCCUGGUGCUGAUGUUUACUCUGAUAGUUCCACCGUUUGGAGAGUAUCCCAGUCUGACCCUCAGUCCAUGGAUGUAUGGACGACAGUACACCUUCUUCAGCAAUGAGCGCCCCACAGAUCCUGACAUGAGACACUUGGGUGAGGUUUUGCUGGACAAACCUGGUUUUGGGACUCGCUGCAUGGUGGACGAACCUCUAGAGGAUUUUCCUUGUAAUAACAUCACUACAGAGUGGGAGAUGCCUUUGGUCAACCCUGCACUCAUAGAGAUGCUAGAGAACCCAAAGUGGACUCCUCUCAAACUGUCUCCAGAGUGUCAGUGCAGCACACCCAAAAAACUCACCAUGCUCCCUGUGUGUCCCGAGGGGGCUGGAGGCCUGCCACCUCCACAGAGGAUCCAGUCAACAGGAGAUGUUCUAAUGGACCUGACUGGUAGGAACAUCUCUGACUAUCUGGUAAAGACCUACCCCAGCCUCAUCAGAACCAGCUUGAAAAGUAAAUAUUGGGUGAAUGAACAAAGGUAUGGAGGUGUAUCAGUGGGUGGAAAGCUCCCAGUUUUAAGUCUGCAGCCAAAAACCAUUCAGGAGGUAGCUGCUCAGGUGGGACGACUUCUGAAUGUUACUGGGGGCAAAUAUUCUAAACAAACCCUUCUGGACAUCGGGACAUUUCUCAGAUACAUGGAGACACAAGACAAUGUGAAGGUGUGGUACAACAAUAAGGGCUGGCAUGCCAUGGUGGCCUUUAUGAAUGUGGCCAACAAUGCCAUUCUCCGUGCACAUUUGCCCAGAGGAGCUCAUUUGGAUGAAUAUGGAAUCACUACUAUCAACCAUCCUCUGAAUCUCACGAAGGAGCAGUUGUCUGAGAUCACCGUUCUGACCACCUCAGUGGAUGCGGUGGUGGCCAUUUGUGUCAUUUUCGCCAUGUCCUUCGUCCCAGCUAGCUUUGUCCUCUAUCUCAUCCAGGAGAGGGUCACUCAGGCCAAACACCUGCAGUUUGUCAGUGGAGUCAGUCCAUUGAUGUACUGGAUGUCCAACUUCCUGUGGGACAUGGUGAAUUACUCCAUCAGCGCAGCGAUGGUGGUGAGAAUCUUUCUGUUUUUUGAUAAGAAAUGUUACACCUCCUCCACCAACCUACGGCCUCUUAUCACCUUGCUUAUGCUUUAUGGCUGGUCCGUGACACCCAUGAUGUACCCGAUGUCCUACAUCUUCAGUGUCCCCAGCACAGCUUACGUCUCUCUGUCGUGUAUCAAUCUCUUUAUCGGCAUCAACAGCAGUGCCAUCACCUUCAUCCUGGACCUCUUUGAGAGCACUACAGCUCUGUACAGAUUUAACCAGAUGUUAAAGACGGCUCUACUCGUCUUUCCCCAUUACUGCCUGGGCCGAGGUCUGAUAGACUUGGCCAUCAGCCAGACUGUGACCGAUGUUCACGCUCGCUUUGGUGAGGAUUACAGUCCAGACCCCUUUAACUGGGACUUCAUUGGGAAGAACCUGUUCUGUAUGGCUGUUGAGGGAUUCGUCUAUUUCAUCCUCAACAUUUUUUUUCAGUAUCACUUCUUCCUGGAUCGGCGGAAUCCAGACAGCCCGAAGCCUUACAUCUUGGAGGAAGACAAAGAUGUGUCCGAGGAAAGGGAGCGAAUCCACAAGAGUGGAAAAACAAAUGACAUUUUAUGCAUAAAAGACCUAUCCAAGACGUACAGAGGGACGAAAGUCCCAGCUGUGAACCAGAUCUGUGUUGGAGUAUCAUCUGGAGAGUGCUUUGGCCUCCUGGGAGUAAAUGGAGCAGGGAAGACAACAACGUUCAAGAUGCUGACUGGAGACAUAGAUGUGACUUCAGGAGAGGCCACAGUCUCUGGUUACAGCAUCCUGACCAACAUCUUGAAUGUCCAUCAGAACAUGGGUUACUGCCCGCAGUUUGACGCCAUCGAUGAGCUGCUUACAGGCAGAGAACAUCUACACCUCUACGCCCGCCUCCGCGGGGUUCCAGAGUCCGAGAUCCGAAGGGUGGCAGAUUGGGCGAUCCAGAAACUGGGUCUGUUGGAAUAUGCAGGCUGUAGCGCCGGGACCUACAGUGGAGGCAACAGGAGGAAACUCUCCACUGCCAUUUCCAUGAUUGGUUGUCCUGCUCUGGUGCUGCUGGAUGAGCCUACCACAGGUAUGGACCCGCUCUCCAGACGCUUUCUAUGGAAGUCCAUCAUGAGUGUUAUUCAGGACCAGCGGGCUGUGGUCCUCACUUCACACAGUAUGGAGGAAUGUGAGGCUCUUUGUACCCGCUUAGCCAUCAUGGUCAAUGGAUCCUUCAAGUGUCUGGGAACCAUUCAGCAUCUCAAAUACAAAUUUGGAGACGGCUACGUGGUAACCAUGAAGAUCAGGGCGGCUAAGCCUGGUUCCCCCCCAGACCUGAACCCUGCUGAAGCCUUCAUGGAGAGCACUUUCCCAGGCUGCAUCCAGAGAGAGAAACACUACAACACUCUGCAGUACAAGAUUUCCUCCUCCUCUCUAGCAAGGAUUUUUCAAAUGGUCCUGGCUAACAGGGUCAAACUGAACAUAGAGGACUACUCCGUGUCACAGACCACGCUCGAUCAGGUGUUUGUGAAUUUUGCCAAGCAGCAGCACCGAGAGGAUGAUACUAUUGUUCUUCAUCCAAAAGCUGCAGGAGCCCAGCUUUACGUUGAUGCUGCACCAAUCAAGUCUCGCAGGAAGUGACCUCAGCAAACCGAACUUUAGGUUACUGUCGUAACCCCGGUUCUCUGAGUGGCAUGAGUGAGUGUCUCACUAUAGGAACGCUUAGGCGUGACCUCAUCAGAAGCUCUUAUUCCACACCGCCAGCCCUGAUUGGCUGGAACAAAUCUGUCAGCGUAUAGGAGGCGGGAACUCCACCUAUAUAUUAGGCCGGCUCCUCACUGACAGUAUUCUAAAAUGACCAUCUCUCCCUCGCUACGAAAUAGCAAGGAGGGCGGUAUGGUGAGACACUCACUCAUGCUACUCAGAGAACCGGGGUUACGAAGUAACCUAAAGUUCUCUUUCAUAGCAUUUGUUUCGUGUCUCACCAUGGGAAAAUACUGACUCCCAGAUAGCAAGGCAGAACAUGAUCCACAGACUCUACUCCCAAAUAUCAUAUCAUGUGCACAGCUCAGAUAGUGGGAGCCAUACCCAGCACAGAGUGAGACAGUGACUGUGUUGUGACAUCUAGCUUGUAGAAGAAGAAGAAGAAAGCAGGGGCAGAUUAAGGAAUGAAGAACAUCCGGGGCUUAACACACGCACACACACGCGUGCACACACACACGUGACACACACUAGUCAACAUCAUAUUUGUCUCGUACCACAUAAUUUUUAAUCUGAAGCUACAUAUUAAGCAUUUUCAGGGCAGAGUAUUGUUCCUGUUAGUGUUUAGUGUGAGAUGAUAGUACAUAUUCCCUUUCUUUCUCCUUUACUUUAGGCAAACCAGCAGCACAACAAAUAUUUUCAAAUAAGACUCACAAACCUGAGUCAACACCAGUCUCAUCAAAGCUGGGGUUCUGCCACCGUACUUUUGGUCUAAAAAACGUCCUUAUGUCCAUCUUCACUCAUGCGUUUCAGGCAGAGACUGUAGAAUAAGCCGGUGUCGGUACAAGAUCUGCUCGGGUGCAAAAGGCUCGGGGUCCGUCGACUGCCGAUGACGUCUAAGUAGUUGAUUGGCUGAACAUGAACCUUACGGAAUUACGUAAUCAUGUUAUGUUGUUAUCACGUUACAUUGGUCCAGGCAAAUCUGUCUAUUCUUUUACAAAGAAAUCAUCAUUACCUCUUUGAAAAUACACUUUUAGCAUAGAGCUGCAUGUAUAUUAGGGCUGAACGAUUAACUGCAUGUGCAAUUAAAUUGCGAUGUGACAAAAGGAGUUUUUCUAAUCGCAAAGGCUGCAAUUUGGCAGCGAGUGGUUAGCGCAAUGCUAAUAUACAUGGAAAAACCCAUAGGAAUGCUAAUGCUAAAAUCGCCGAUUACAUUAUUACAAAUUAUGAAUUAGAAACGUGCCAAAUGAUUACAUUUGGAGUCUAAUAGAAAGUAAAACUACCAUCAAUCAAAUAAGUACAGACAGGUAUUUUAGUAAAGCCAGAAAACUUUUAACUCCAGAGUUUUGGCUAGCAGCUAUGAGCGUAACUGAACUACGCAUGGACAAGACGUCAAAAACUCUAAACACAAAAUACUUCAAUAAACGGGACACACUUCUUUCCUGCAAAUACAAUUUCACAGGUGUUGCUAAUACCUAUGAUUCUUCAAGGGAUGUGCUCAAAGAGGAGUUCAACAUUAUGAAUAAAAUAUAGUGUUUUAUUUUACAAAUACCAUUAUAAACACAAACUUAUGUCUUAAGAAACAUUAUUUUAAUAACGAAACUGCUAAAUUCUUUCCAACAGUAUAGAUGUGUAGUGUAUUUUGUCUGAGUGGGUUUGCCGUACUUAGACGUCAUCGGCAGUCGAAGGACCCCGAGCCGAUCUUGCACCCGAGCAGAUCUUGUACCGACACCGGCUGUUGAAGGGCUUCUUCUUCAGUGGUGGAGGCUCAGGCAGGCUGAAUACAAACUACUGCCAGCUGCUCCCUCUCUGUUGGACUUUGGUACUGCAUGUUACUUCCGCGAUUUAGAUCCGGGGCUUUCUAUGAAACAUCCGGGGCUUCAGCCCAAGUAGCCGGGCCUUACACCGCCCCUGGAAGAAAGUAUGAUUUCUAUAGCGCCUCUCAAGAUAAAAAUCACGAGGCGCUUCACAAAAGCAAAAAAUGUAAAAAUAUAAAAAAAACAUUUAGAAUUUGUUUAAAAAUACAUUUAAAAUGAGCAAAUAAUAGACGAUUGUGAUUAAAAAUGUAAAGAAAGAGAGAGAGUGAAUAGGAAAGAGAGAAAUCAGUGGAUGCUGAGGAUGGUGGAAUAGGUGGGGAGAGCAGAAUAAAGAGAGAGUGGUGAAGAAGGUCAUACAAAAGCCAGCUUGAACAAGUGAGUUUUCAGCUGCUUUUUAAAGGAGACCACUGAGUCCACUGAUCUCAGGCUCAGGGGGAGAGAGGUCCAGAGUCUGGGGGCCACAGCAGCAACCGAGUGAAUGUGUGAGGGGAGGUCCAACUCGCCGCAGCACAUAUUUCCUGAAUGGACACUCCCUUAAAUAGGGCCCAUGUGGAAGAAAGUCCUUUAGUAGAAUGGGUACGAAGGCCCUCAGGAGCAGUGUUGGGAGUAAUGCGGUACAAAAGUAAUUAAUUACUGUAAUGCAUUGCUUUUUGUUGUAAUGUGGUAAUGUAAGGCAUUACAGGGAAAAAAAUGGUAAUAUUUACUCGGUACAAUUGUCAGUAACGCAGUAAUUACAAUGCAUUUUAAACCCAGAAUCAAGAUACGUUUCUUAAAAAUUCAAAUUGCGGGAAACCCGAAAAAAGAUCCAAUAUCUGCAUCUAUUACGUCAUUUAUGGACUCCGCUUUGCGGGCAGAGGACGUAGCGGUACCGGCUCAAACACUCCAGCUGCAUCCUGCGCGCGGCCACUGCAACAUUCACAAAAUCGCUCCACUAAAACAAAAUAAUUCACCUGCGAUCGUUCAUAUCAGCGCAUGUUCUCUGGUAUUCUGUACUUUUCUGACGUGCUUUGCCUCAUCUGAGUUAAUCUGGGCCCCGGUGAUUUUAACUCAUUACUGCUGGAGCGCCGCGCAAGUGAAGAUACCUUUGGCUGAUAGUUAGAAAGUAGGAAGUCUAGGAAACCGUUUUUUCUGGAAGACGGAGAAAACAUGCAGUAUGCAGGGAGGUUAGAGAGAGAAAGUGCAGGAAAUAUUUCAAAUAAAAUCAAGAAAACAAAACAAAGUGCUUGAAAAGAAAAAAGUAGGUAGAUUUAUCCCCAAUACCCAUUUUUACCAGUGAAAAGCAAUAAUAUAUAAGCAUUUAAUAUUUAUACGUGUGAUAGAAUCAGAUCACCCCAGAAGCCAGUCCCACAUCCAGGGCCGUAUCAAGGCAUUUGGGGACCAAGGCAAAUAUAGGCUUGGAGCCCCCACCACCUUACUCUCUGCUCAGUUAAUCUAAGAUGGCAGCGUGCUGAGAGUACAGAUUGUUGUUUCAUUUAUGUUAUAAACAAUCCUUCUAAAGAACUGUUUUAACAGCAGUCCUAGCUCAGACACCACAUCACCUUCCACCGGAUGUGUCAUGAGUUCACCAGGCAUCAGAUUACCAAACUCAUACUGUGUCAUGACAUACUGAAGUUGUUUUGUUGAAAGUAACUUAGAGUAAUGCAAAAGUAGUGUAAUGCCUUACAUUUUAAAAUCAGUAAUAUUGUAAUGUAAUGAAUUACUUUAAAAUGAGGGUAACAAGUAAUAAAUAUGUAUUACAGUUUUGAAGUAACUUGCCCAACACUGCUCAGGAGGUAGAGCCCUUUUGGAGUUGUAGGCUAAGGAAAUGGCUCCUACAAUCCAGUGGGAAAGUCCCUGCUUUGAUAUGUGCUUCCCCAACCAAUUUUUGGCCCAGGACACAAAAAGCUGGUUUCUCUUUCGCAUAGUCUCUGUCCUGUCCAUGUAAAUAUGUAAUGCACGCACCGGACAAAGUGCAUGGAGAUUCUGCUGCUCUACUGAGGAGAAGGGAGGAGGGCAGAAGGAAACCAAAGAAAAAGGGGAAAAAGCCCCCAGCACCUUUGGCAUUAAGGUGGGAUUAGGG
Messenger RNA from Nothobranchius furzeri (turquoise killifish), 12477 nucleotides. RefSeq names its product retinal-specific phospholipid-transporting ATPase ABCA4. Lineage: Eukaryota; Metazoa; Chordata; Actinopteri; Cyprinodontiformes; Nothobranchiidae. Gene Ontology annotation, cellular component: membrane; intracellular membrane-bounded organelle. Gene Ontology annotation, biological process: transmembrane transport; lipid transport. The record is from RefSeq and is a predicted model, not a curated record. Gene Ontology annotation, molecular function: ATP binding; ATP hydrolysis activity; ABC-type transporter activity.